Trematomus bernacchii (emerald rockcod) is the source of this 3138-nucleotide messenger RNA. RefSeq names its product espin-like protein. Gene Ontology annotation, cellular component: cytoplasm. Gene Ontology annotation, molecular function: actin filament binding. The record is from RefSeq and is a predicted model, not a curated record. The coding region runs from base 1 to 3138 and encodes 1045 amino acids. The transcript has 11 exons. Gene Ontology annotation, biological process: actin filament bundle assembly. NCBI's taxonomy places the organism in Eukaryota, Metazoa, Chordata, Actinopteri, Perciformes, Nototheniidae.
AUGGUGCUCCAUCGGGCCUUCCAGGCUGCUCGAGGGGGGGAUGUCGCACUCCUGAGGGAGCUGGCGUCUUCCGGUCACCUCUCACCUACCAUUACUGAUGUUCAAGGUGCUUGCCCGGUGCACCAUGCGGCGAGGUGUGGACGCCUGGAGUGCCUGCAGUUCCUGGUGAGCGAGCUGGGGCUGGCAGCGGACGCCCGGGCCUCCAACAGGGCCACCCCUGCCCACGAUGCAGCCGCAACAGGGCACGUCCGGGAGCUGCAGUGGCUGCUAGACCUGGGGGGCUGCAACAUUGAGGAUCGGGAUGCAGCCGGGGCCACGGUGCUCCACCUGGCGGCGCGGUUCGGUUGUGUGGAGGUCAUUCAGUGGCUGCUUUCUGUUGGAGGGGCAGCGGAGAUGAAGACACACUGUGGAGCUGUACCUGCUCACUAUGCUGCAGCCAAUGGGGACCUCACCUGUUUAAAGCUGCUUGUUCAACACGCACCGCGAUGUGUGGACCAGCAGACGGUCCUUGGGGCCACCCCGCUCUAUCUGGCCUGCCAGGAGGGCCAGCUGCAGGUUGCAGAGUUCCUGGUGAAGAACUGCGGGGCCGACGUCCACCUGAGGGCCCACGAUGGCAUGACCUGCCUGCAUGCUGCUGCUCACAUGGGCCACCAGGCUGUGGUGCUGUGGCUGGUGAGCUGCACUGCCGUCAGUCUGUCCGGCCAGGACCGGUACGGAGCCACUGCUCUGCACUUCGCUGCCAGCAGAGGGCACUGUUGCAUCUUGGAGAGGCUGCUUCACAUGGGUUCAAAGGUCAUCAAGGAUUACUGGGGAGGGACCCCACUUCAUGAUGCUGCAGAAAAUGGAGAGCUGGAGAGUUGUAAACUCCUGUUGGCCAAUCAAGCGAACCCCUCAGAUCAGGAUAUUGAUGGGUUUACAGCAGCAGACUUGGCGGAGUACAAUGGACACCAUGAAUGUGCCAGACAUCUCCGUGCCAUGAAAAGAAAUACAGCCUGUGCAGAGCCCACCCAGGAGAGAGCUCCAGUGGAGGAGGAGGAGGAGGAGGAGGAGGAGGAGGAGGUGAAGGUGAAGCCGGCUGUGGUUCUGCAGUGCAGCAGGGAGGAUUACUACGGCAGCCUGAGUGACCCGUGCAGGGACAGCUACAGCAAUAACACACCAAUGGAUAGUUUGAAGCAACCUCAGAGUGAGGAAUCCCCGCAGGCCAGAUACCCUCAGCCCCCCCCUGCACCCCCCUCACCUGCUUCAUCCCCUCCUGCCAAGCCAGAGAAAAGCAUUAUCAACAGAAUGGUGCAGGUUCAAUUUGCAACAUCUGUUAUUAAAGGUUUCAAUGGGCCCAAGGUGGCUGGGAGUCAGAAGUCUGCCCCUGCUGAUAAGACCAUGUUGCCCCACGCAAACCUCCUAGCUGGAAGGAAGCUUCUUGGGGACAUGAAAUCCAUUCAAUCCUUAAAACAAUCAGGAAUAUCAGGAACGUUCACUGGACAAGCAAACAAGAUGGUGGUCCUGCCCACUGAGCAGGCCAACCUGUCCGACAUCGACUACCUGGUGCCCACCCACGACGAGAGAGGCCGGCCCAUCGCUGAGUGGAAGAGGCAGGUGAUGGUGAGGCAGCUGCAGGCCAGGCUGCUGGAUGAGGAGGACCAGAGGAGGAAGGAAAAUGGGAACAGAUAUGCCAAAGUCAGCUGGAGGUACUCCCAAGCCCACAACGCCAUCCUGGGGCCCUCCGGUGAGCUGCUGACUGAGGAUGACCUCAUCUACUUGGAGCAGCAGAUCGCCAACGUCUCCCUGCAGAGGAACUGUGAAGGCUACGAGAUUGAGCUCGCUCGUCUAGCUGAGGAGCUCCGGCACAUUCUGCCCGCCCCCAUAGUGAACAUCACAGUCAACACACAGUUCAGAAACUUCUCAAGUCAAGUUCCUCUACCAGUGUGGUGUGGCCGCAUCUCGGGCAUCGUGAAAAGCAUGUCUCUGCUCAUGACCAACCUGACAGACCAGCCCUACUGUAAGAUGCCCAACACCGAGCUCAUAUCCGUCUUCUCUCAGACGCCAGACAGACAGAACUCCACCAGGGGCCGCAGGGAGAGGAUAGAGAAUGAAAUCCAUCAGUUUGGUGUGUCUGUGAGGACUCUGAAGUAUAAUUUUGAGACAGAGAACUCACCUUCAGAUGAGCCAGAGGAGGCUGUUGUGUUGUGUUCCCCCACACAGCCUGAGGCCACAGAGUCAGACAAUAAUCCUAAAGUCCUGUGUCCGGCCCCAGAGACGGACCAGAACAGCGACUCCGGCAUUGACUAUGAUGAAAAUGUUGCAGAUGUUCUAGAGACCACCAGCCUCAGAAAGGAGCGUAUAGUGGUGCUGUUCUUAGGCCACUGGAAGAAGUCGGCCUACACCGUGACCCUGAAGAGUAAGGACGCAGCAGAGAGGAAGACGAGUGGAGGGAACCCAGGGACGGGCGACCAACCAGGGCUGAGUCGCAGGACCAGCGUGGAGAGCGCCCCGUCCAACAUGAUGAACAGCUCUCUGGGACACUUCUUCAAGCAGAGGAGCGCCGUCAACAAGAUGCUGGGGAACUGGAGGAGCAUGAUCUCCAGUGUCCCGUCCAGACAAAUACGCAGGCUCCACAGGCAGCAGGCUCUAUACUCCCCCGAGCAGUUCCUCCCUCGUUUGGACGGUGUGCCGGUGGAGUACGACAACCUGACUCUGGACCUGUUCAUGCUGGGAUACUUCCACAUCCUCGAGUUGGAGCUUCCUGUGGACGAACGCAAAAUUAGACACCUGCUGUGUUUCGAGGUUUUCGACCACGUGGGGAGCUUUCCCUGGGAACUGGUCAGGGACUUCCAUAAGGCUGUCAUUCAGGACAUCGAGGCUGGGAACCGCGAGUGGAAGGACGGCUUUGAGGACAUGAAAGUGAAGUUUUUUGGAAACACCGCGAGUCAGCCUGAAAGCGCUGUAGAAGUGGUGAAACAUAUCCUCCCAGAGGUUAGACAGGUCCCUAAGGUCAUUGUGCAGACACCUACGCCGGACGAGGGGAUGCUGAACAGCGGAACUGACAUUUCCAGUUUUAGCAAUGAAGAAAUCUGUAAAUACAUCGACCGCAGUUUUGCUUUUUGGAAAGAGAAAGAGGCAGAGAUUUUUGAUUUUGAGUAG